AGUUUGAGAAUUUUCUUACCAAGGGUGUUUCCGUAAUUUAACGAUAAAACCUCCUUGCUCUCUUUUCGUCCCUGAGCACAGUAAACAAAACCCUAAACUCCCUUUCUUCCUUCCUUGGCCAGUUCUCCGCCAUUAUUAAGGGAAGAUUCAGAAUUUUAGAUGGCGUAUAUACAAAAUGGUAGAAAUGCUCUCCGGCAAAUUAUUAUGGAAAUGAACCUCCAUAGCUCGGAUCGGAUGAUGAACCCUCUUCUCUUCGUUUCUCAAGGUGUUAGACACAGGAAAUUGGAAGUUAUACUAACCACAAACAUAGAAAAACUUGGCAAAGCUGGCGAGACUGUAAAAGUUGCUCCUGGGCAUUUUCGCAACCACUUGAUGCCCAAGUUACUGGCUGUUCCUAAUAUCGAAAAGUUUGCUUAUCUCAUUAGAGAACAACACAAGAUUUUCCCACCCGAGGAAGAAAAGGUGGAAGCGAAAGUUAAUAUGUCGGAGGAAGAUAAGAUGAAAGAAUAUGAGAAGGCGGCUGAGCGCCUGGAUAGCACUCGAUUGGUACUGCGGAGAUUGAUCAAUAUUGAGAAGUUCCGUUCUCGCUCGACAAAAGAUGAGCCUAUAGAAUUGCAAUCAGCCGUGACCAAAGAUGACAUUGUAACUGAGGUAGCAAGGCAGCUUAGCGUGCAGAUAGCUCAUGAAAACCUGCAUCUACCGUCGCCUUUGUCAACUGUAGGAGAGUAUGAGGUGCCACUGCGCUUUCCCAAGUCCAUCCCAUUGCCUCCUGGCAAGGUCAAGUGGACUCUUAAUGUUAAAGUCCGGACCAAAUAAACAAGUGGUCGCUUUAUUUAGUACUUUGUCUUGAAUGGCAGUUUUGGCCUUUUCAUAAUUUGGCAAUUCUUGUAGCAAGGAAAUUGACAUUUCUCAUUUAAAUCCUUGAUUUUGGGAUGUGGUUCUCUCAGAUUACUUGGGUUUUUGUUUUCAAAGUCUAUUUUCAUAAUAAAAGAAAAGAAAAAAAAUAGGAU
Messenger RNA from Morus notabilis, 1010 nucleotides. Its product is annotated as 50S ribosomal protein L9. Gene Ontology annotation, molecular function: structural constituent of ribosome. The record is from RefSeq and is a predicted model, not a curated record. Gene Ontology annotation, cellular component: ribosome; mitochondrion. The transcript is spliced from 6 exons. Gene Ontology annotation, biological process: translation. NCBI's taxonomy places the organism in Eukaryota, Viridiplantae, Streptophyta, Magnoliopsida, Rosales, Moraceae. Bases 160 to 816 code for a protein of 218 amino acids.